This is a messenger RNA of Plasmopara halstedii, 780 nucleotides long. RefSeq names its product Predicted methyltransferase. Gene Ontology annotation, biological process: protein methylation. Bases 1 to 780 code for a protein of 259 amino acids. The transcript has 3 exons. NCBI's taxonomy places the organism in Eukaryota, Oomycota, Peronosporomycetes, Peronosporales, Peronosporaceae. The record is from RefSeq and is a predicted model, not a curated record. Gene Ontology annotation, molecular function: protein methyltransferase activity. Gene Ontology annotation, cellular component: nucleus.
AUGUAUGAAGACAAUUUUAGCGCCGACUUGUUCGUGAAUCGCGACUACAAGUGUCAGGAAUUCGAUUUUGGCAUUUUAAAGCAGAAGCUUCUGUGCUCUCACGCCGCGUCAACUGAUCACGACCUGACUGGUCAAGUAGUGUGGCCAGUCUCUGCCUUCCUGGCCUGGUAUCUCGUCGCACAACGUGAUAAAAUUGUUGGAAAAAACGUCGUAGAGCUGGGAGCUGGUGCAGGACUAAGCGGCCUUGUUGCCUCUCAAUUUGCAUCCCACACCGCUCUGACGGAUGGAAACGAUAUUGUGCUGGAUCUGUUGAAGGAUAACGUACAGACCAACGCCGAUGCCAGCAAAGUUCAAGCGCUUCAGCUAAUUUGGGGAGACUACGCCAGUGUCAAAGCCUUUGAGUAUUCAUUUCCGUAUCCUGUGGAUAUGCUCAUCGGUGCUGACGUUGUGUGCUGGCCCAAUCUUGUCAAGCCAAUUUUACAAACUGUAAAAUAUUUGCUAUUACGGUCGCGCAAUUCAAUCAAGACAAAAUUCUGUUGUGGUCUCGUUUGUCGUGCCCAGUCGACAGAAGAUUUAUUCUUUCGUGAAGCAGCGGCAUUCGGCUUCCGUUAUCAUAGGAUUCCACAUGAUACAUUUCUUCCAACUCCACGACCUGCUGCUGUGGCUUCACAUCGGGAGCUGCAGCUAGUCGUACUGAAGCUUGACCCUAAAGCUCCGAAUUGGAAUGAACCUGUCCAGUUUGCCGACGCAAAACUAUUGAGCCUACAGACCGCCUGUUAA